GUAGCAUCCCCCAAAUCCCAAAUACAUAACCACGUAGCAAAAUAUUAAUCAACUCUAGCAAAAACGCGUUUUCGGUUUUUCAACUUUUAAUCCAAACACAACAAAAAUUAAAACAAAAACAAACAAACAAACAAAAACACAAACAAAAAGAAACCUCAAAAUCUCAAACCAAUCAACCCAAAAAAAACAAAAUCCCAAAUUAAACUCCAAAAAAACACAAAAUUAUAGUCGUCUGGAUCUCUCGAUCCCUUUCUUCUUCUUCUCGGCCGCCAUUACAAUAAUGAUGGCCGCGCUCGGAUCCGAUCAGCUGAAGCAGCUGAAGGACAUCUUCAUGCGGUUCGACAUGGACUCCGACGGGAGCCUCACCCAGCUCGAACUCGCCGCCCUCCUCCGCUCCCUCGGCCUCAAGCCCACCGGCGACCAGCUCCACGUCCUCCUCUCCAACAUCGACGCCAACGGCAACGGCGCCAUUGAGUUCGACGAGCUCGUCACCGCCAUCCUCCCCGACAUGAACGAGGAGAUUUUGAUCAACCAGGAGCAGCUCAUGGAGGUCUUCCGAUCCUUCGAUCGCGACGGCAACGGCUACAUCACCGCCGCCGAGCUCGCCGGUUCCAUGGCCAAAAUGGGCCACCCCUUGACGUACAGGGAGCUCUCCGAUAUGAUGAUGGAGGCCGACACGAACGGCGACGGCGUCAUUAGUUUCAACGAAUUCGCGACGAUCAUGUCUCGGUCCGCCGCUGAUUUUCUUGGGCUCUGACCGGCUCUGGCGCGGGGCAAUUAUAUAGGAUUUCUUGUGUCUGAAGAAAAGGAAGAAGAACGAAGAGAAAGUAUAUACUUUGAUUAAAAUAAUGUUGGAGACAUGCUAAUCAAGGCUCUUUUAGUUAAUUAAGAUCAGAAUUACCAACUAAUUACAAAAAAAUCUUGUAAGUAUUUUUGUAUAAAUAAUAAUUUGUGUUAAUAUGCAUGUCA
Molecule: messenger RNA, 969 nt
Organism: Malus domestica (apple)
Lineage: Eukaryota; Viridiplantae; Streptophyta; Magnoliopsida; Rosales; Rosaceae
Product: probable calcium-binding protein CML16
Molecular function (GO): calcium ion binding
Source: RefSeq, a predicted model, not a curated record